Molecule: messenger RNA, 1843 nt
Organism: Solanum tuberosum (potato)
Lineage: Eukaryota; Viridiplantae; Streptophyta; Magnoliopsida; Solanales; Solanaceae
Product: cytochrome P450 CYP72A219-like
Exons: 5
Coding region: 124-1689 (521 amino acids)
Molecular function (GO): oxidoreductase activity, acting on paired donors, with incorporation or reduction of molecular oxygen; monooxygenase activity; iron ion binding
Source: RefSeq, a predicted model, not a curated record
UCAAAUAAAAUAUAAUUUUGUUUGUGUCAAGCAAUUUCUUAAUCAUCCACUUGUUUUAUAUAAGUGUGUAUAUAUUUAGUACUAGUAGGAACAAAGAGCUAGCUUUCAAAUAAAGCCUAUAGUAUGGAGAUUCCAUAUAAUUAUUACAACUUAAAUCUUGUAUUAUUUUCUUGUGCAAUUAUCUUAGUAUUGAGAUGGGCAUGGAGAAUCUUGAAUUGGGUUUGGUUCAAACCAAAAAAGUUGGAGAAAUGCCUAAGGCAACAAGGUUUCAAGGGGAAUUCUUACAAGUUUUUGUUUGGGGAUGUGAAAGAAAUGAUGAAAAUGGGAAAAGAAGCUUUGUCAAAGCCUAUUGAUUUCUCACAUGACAUGAUUUGGCCUAGAGUCAUGCCCUUCUUCCACAAAACCAUCAAUAAUUAUGGUAAGAAUUGUUUUGCUUGGUAUGGGCCAAGACCAGCUGUGGUUAUAGUGGACCCUGAACUUAUAAGAGAAGUGUUAACAAAGAAUUACAUUUAUCAAAAGCCUCCUGGCAAUCCAUUAACUAGGUUGGCAGCAAAUGGGCUUGCUGGCUAUGAAGCUGAUAAAUGGGCCAAACAUAGAAGAAUUGUCAAUCCUGCUUUUCACCUUGACAAAUUGAAGCAUAUGCUUCCUGCGUUUCAAUUGACUUCUUCGGAGUUGUUGAAGAAAUGGAAGGAAAUUAUCUCGAAAGAAGGAUCAGAGAUAGAUGUGUGGCCAUAUCUUCAAACUUUGACAAGUGAUGCAAUUUCUAGAACUGCAUUUGGUAGUAGUUAUGAAGAAGGAAAAAAGAUUUUUGAACUUCAAAAGGAACAAAUGGGACUACUUUUACAAGUAGCACGUUCAUUAUACAUCCCAGGAUGGAGGUUUGUACCAACAAAAACAAAUAGAAGGAUGAAACAAAUCUUUAAUGAAGUGGGAGCAUUGAUAUUAGGAAUCAUCAAAAAAAGAAUAAAGAUGAUUGAAGAUGGAGAAAUACAUGAUGACUUAUUGAGUAUACUAUUGACAUCCAAUUUACAAGAAAUCCAACAACAUGGACAUAAAAAAUUUGGUAUGAGCAUUGAUGAGGUGAUUGAAGAGUGUAAAUUAUUUUAUCUUGCUGGACAAGAGACUACUUCAGCUUUACUUGUGUGGACAAUGAUUUUAUUGAGCAAAUAUCCUAUUUGGCAAGAAAGAGCUAGAGAAGAGGUUCUACAAGUGUUUGAAAGUGAUGAAUUUGACUAUGACAAGUUGAAUCACCUAAAAAGUGUUACUAUGAUCUUAAAUGAGGUUUUAAGGUUGUAUCCAUCAGGAUAUUUUAUUAAUAGAGUGGUGACCAAAGACACAAAGCUAGGGAAUGUGUGUUUACCCUCUGGGGUGCAACUUUUGUUGGGAACAAUUUUGUUGCAUCAUGAUACUGAAAUAUGGGGAGAUGAUGCAAUGGAGUUCAAUCCUGAGAGAUUUAGUGAUGGAGUAGCCAAAGCAACAAAAGGACAACUUGUGUUUUUUCCUUUUAGUUGGGGUCCAAGAAUAUGUAUUGGCCAAAACUUUGCUAUGUUAGAGGCAAAAAUGGCAAUAGCCAUGAUUCUCAAACACUAUUCUUUUGAACUCUCUCCAUCUUAUGCUCAUGCUCCUCAUCCACUAUUGCUUCAACCUCAAUAUGGUGCUCAUUUGAUUUUGUACAAGUUGGAGAAAUGAUCAUUUGGAACUUAUUAUUAGAUUUAUAUCAUUGUAAUCAUCAACUAUAUAUGAGUGAACAUGCCUGCUCUUUUUUUCUUGUAAUAGAGAUCAUUAUACACUUCAGUCAAUAUAAUUAUGUUGUGUGGUUUUGAAUGCAACUUGCUUGGAAAUA